Messenger RNA from Sphaeramia orbicularis (orbiculate cardinalfish), 4400 nucleotides. RefSeq names its product SMEK homolog 1, suppressor of mek1 (Dictyostelium) (gene ppp4r3a). Lineage: Eukaryota; Metazoa; Chordata; Actinopteri; Kurtiformes; Apogonidae. Gene Ontology annotation, biological process: protein dephosphorylation; DNA damage response. Gene Ontology annotation, cellular component: nucleoplasm; protein phosphatase 4 complex. The record is from RefSeq and is a predicted model, not a curated record. The transcript is spliced from 15 exons. The coding region runs from base 973 to 3435 and encodes 820 amino acids. Gene Ontology annotation, molecular function: protein phosphatase activator activity.
CGUACAGACUCUGAAGGGACCCAAGAUGGCUGAAUACUCACGGGGGGACAGUUAGCAAUUAUCUGAGCAAGACAUCGAGAAUGAAUGGCAAAUAGCAUUAUAAUGUAAAGCGGAACCUUGACGUAAUUACACGACUAAAGCUGGUUGGUUUGCAUUAUUUUUGGAAUGCAUGAAUACCAGUAGGGAGAGAGUAGUCUCUCCGCGGCCCCGAGCCAGAACAUGGCGGAACACUUGGGGGAGAAAGCAGCUAACGCUAACUAGCUGGCGUAUUAUUUAGACAGAUAGAAAUACUGGGUCUGGGUAAACACAGUGCUUGCUGUUCGCUACUGUGAAAUAAUGUUAUCGGCGCGCAGCUCUGGUCAUUUUGCUUCCAAUAGUUGUACAUUGAGUAUGUGGAGCGUAGGCAGCGUACUUGCUAGCUAGUCAACUCGUUAGGUUUGCUAGCUAACGCGACUGGCUAACGCUGCCCGCAAGCGUACAAACUGUACUAAUAAGUAGGCGGCAGUGUUUUGGGAAAUAGUGACCGUAACGGGAUCUUUUUCUGAAUACGCAUUUGUCAAGUAUCUGAUAAGGCUAUGUUAUGUCUGUCAGAUCUUGCUUUGACGAUUAACGCGACAGCUAAUGCAAAUGCCCUCCGCACUAUAAAUUAGUCGAUCGUUAGCUUGCCACAAUGGUCUGUAAGCUGAUUUUGUGUGACGCGUUGCUCAUAUCCUUGUCAAGAUAAGGUGUAGGGCAGCUUUCCGAAAUACUCAGAUAUUUAGUUGAUCGGUAAAUCUCUCGAAACGACCAUUUAAGUGUCUCACUCUCACGCUGCUACAAAGAGCUGUUAUCUUGAUUGACCCUUGACACAAGUUUAGCCAGUAGUGGAUUGUAGUGAUUGAGUGUAGACAGUGAAUAAAAGUUUUGGUGUUACUAAGUGAGGUACAGCCAAGGGGCCUGGGAGGGGGAAACAAGCGACAACCACCUGCCAGGAUGACGGACACUCGUCGACGAGUCAAAGUCUAUACCCUCAACGAGGACAGACAGUGGGAUGACCGUGGGACCGGACACGUCUCCUCGGGUUAUGUGGAGCGAUUGAAAGGCACAUCUCUACUGGUGCGAGCAGAGAGUGAUGGUUCGCUACUUUUGGAGUCUAAAAUCAAUCCAAACACAGCCUACCAGAAACAGCAGGAUACAUUGAUAGUAUGGUCAGAAGCUGAAAAUUAUGAUCUGGCACUGAGCUUCCAGGAGAAGGCCGGCUGUGAUGAAAUUUGGGAGAAAAUAUGCCAGGUGCAAGGGAAGGACCCAUCAGUGGACAUCACCCAGGAUGUGGUGGAUGAAUCUGAGGAGGAACGUUUUGAUGACAUGUCAUCACCAGGUCUGGAGUUACCACCAUGUGAAUUGAACCGCUUGGAGGACCUGGCUGAGCUGGUGGCCUCCUCAUUACCAUCGCCAUUGCGGCGUGAGAAACUUGCACUGGCUGUAGAGAAUGAGGGUUACAUUCGUAAGCUUCUGGAGCUGUUCAGGGUGUGUGAAGAUUUGGAGAACAGAGAAGGACUGCAUCAUCUGUAUGAAAUCAUAAAAGGCAUCUUUCUGCUCAAUCGUACUGCACUCUUUGAGGUUAUGUUCUCUGAUGAGUGUAUCAUGGACGUCAUUGGUUGUCUGGAGUUUGACCCAGCCCUACCGCAGCCACGGCGGCACCGGGAGUUUCUCACUAAGACGGCUCGCUUUAAGGAGGUGAUCCCCAUCUCUGAUCCAGAACUGCGCCAGAAAAUACACCAGACGUAUAGGGUGCAGUAUAUUCAGGACAUGGUGCUGCCCACACCCUCUGUUUUUGAGGAAAACAUGCUGUCCACCCUGCACUCCUUCAUCUUCUUCAACAAGGUGGAGAUAGUGGGCAUGCUACAGGACGAUGAGAAGUUUUUGACAGACCUCUUUGCACAGCUAACUGAUGAGGCUACAGAUGACGACAAAAGACAUGAACUGGUGAACUUCCUAAAAGAGUUCUGUGCAUUCUCACAAACGUUACAACCUCAAAACAGAGACGCCUUCUUCAAGACAUUGUCAAACAUGGGUAUUCUACCUGCACUAGAGGUCAUACUGGGAAUGGAUGAUGUUCAGGUGCGUGGGGCAGCUACAGAUAUUUUCUCCUAUCUGGUGGAGUACAACCCCUCCAUGGUACGAGAAUUUGUAAUGCAGGAGUCUCAACAGAAUGAUGAUGAUAUCCUCCUCAUCAACCUGAUCAUCGAACACAUGAUCUGUGAUACAGACCCAGAGUUAGGUGGAGCUGUGCAGCUAAUGGGUCUGUUAAGGACGUUGGUAGACCCAGAGAACAUGCUGGCCACUGCAAAUAAAACGGAAAAGACAGAGUUCCUGAGCUUCUUCUAUAAGCACUGUAUGCAUGUCCUCUCAGCUCCAUUACUGGCCAACACCACAGAAGAAAAACCUAGUAAAGAUGAUUUUCAAACAUCACAGUUGUUAGCCUUGAUUUUGGAGUUGCUUACGUUCUGUGUCGAGCAUCACACCUAUCACAUCAAGAACUACAUCAUCAAUAAGGACAUUCUCAGGAGGGUACUGGUGCUCACUGCUUCUCAGCACGCCUUCCUGGCACUAUGUGCCCUACGCUUCAUGCGGAGGAUCAUUGGUCUAAAGGAUGAAUUCUACAAUCGCUACAUAAUGAGAAACUUUCUCUUUGAGCCUGUCAUCAAGGCCUUCCUCAACAAUGGCUCACGCUACAAUCUCAUGAAUUCUGCCAUCAUUGAGAUGUUUGAGUAUGUCCGUGUGGAGGAUGUGAAGUCUCUCACAGCUCACAUAGUAGAGAACUACUGGAAAGCUCUAGAGGAUGUCGAUUAUGUUCAGACAUUCAAGGGACUCAAGUUGCGGUAUGAACAGCAGCGGGAGAGGCAGGACAACCCCAAACUGGAUAGCAUGCGAUCCAUCCUACGGAACCACCGCUUCCGUCGUGAUGCACGGACGCUGGAGGAUGAAGAGGAGAUGUGGUUCAACACAGAUGAGGAUGACCUUGAGGAUGGCGAGGCUGUGGUUCCUCCUUCUGAUAAAAUGAAGACUGAGGAAGACCUUAUGGAACCUAUAAGCAAAUUCAUGGAGAGAAAGAAAUUAGUAAAAGACACAGAGGACAAAGAAGUAUUGGGGAAGUCCAGCUUAUCAGGCCGACAGAACCCCAGCUUCAAGCUCUCCUUCUCUGGCUCAACCAAAACCAGCCUGUCCAGCCCUCCUUCAUCUGCCUCAUUGAACCCAGGGUCUCCAGGAUCACCGGGGUCUCCAGGCUCAGGGGCACGUAGCUCGCCCUCCACCACAACAGUAACAACAAAGGGAGGUUUGGUGGGACUGGUGGACUACCCCGACGAUGACGACGAGGAAGAAGAUGAGGAAGAUGACGGGGAGAGUAAAGACGAGCCUAUGCCACCUUCGAAGAAAUCCAAACUGAGCUCUUAAAACGUCUGCGUCUCAGCUCGUGCUCCGCUCGGACAGUUUCAGUGCAUAGACUUUACACAGAAAUGAUCAAACUUGUAAACAAAUUGAAUGAAUGAACGCCACCCGUCGUUGUCGUCAGUGGGUAGCCAAAUGAGGAGUGGACUGUGAAUGGAUACGAAGCCUCCUCACACUAGCCCAAUCCAUACAAGUGCCAAUCAGGAGACCAGGAGUGACAAACCGCCUGAAAAAAAAAACGAACGGAUGAGUAAAAGCUGGGGGAGACGAGAUCGGACUAAAAGAUCGUCUUGGGCUCAGACUCUGUGAGACCGGUGGGAGUUCAGUGAUUUAGCAACUGGAGGACAAGACCACAUACAAAACAACCACAUGUACACAGACUGAAACCCCAGUGAGCUUGCAGGCUCGGACCAUAACCCACUGCCCCCACCCCCCCACUCAGGGAAGGACAUCACAGCGACCCCAAACGGGUCAGCCAAUUCAGACCCAGAACCACCACUCGCACCCCCAUCCCCCUUUUCAGAAUCCACCUUCCUCCUCGUUCCUUUUCUUCUUGUUUCCUCUGCUCUUUCCACCCUCUCUGUCUGUUGCUUUUUGUCCCCUUUUUUAAGUUAGUAUAUAGGACCAGACGAGAGGCAGCAUGAGGCAAAGAGCUGUCCUUGUUGUCGUAUGAUGAUGUCAUCAGUGUCGUCGUUCCUUCGGCGGACGUUGUUCUCUGACGAGAAAAAAAGCCAGCAGUUUCUUCAUGAUUUUCUUUUUGUUCUCUGUUUGUCUCGAUCUUUCUCCUGUUUUUGUAAAUGACAACAAAAAAGACCUGCCUUUAAAUGUUCAGGACGUUUUCAGUCACACUUGAACAGGUUUUUAAAGACCUCAGUAGGUGAGCUAGUUUUACCCUUUUUGCCCUUUGAAACUGCAGAUUUUUUGGAGAAUUUGUAAUCCCGUCUUGAUUAAAGAUUGAGUGGAAUUCUAGA